AUGCGGUGCCACAAGUUUUGGGGACCGUGUUCGGUUGGAUUUUAUAUUUGGACGGCCAUCCUUUUCAGAGGAUCCUUGCAAGGGGAGCACCAGAGGAGGCUGUACAAGGAGCUGAUGGCUAACUACAAUCGAUUAGAGAGACCUGUGGUCAAUGACUCAGCUGCCAUCCUGGUGGAGCUGGGCCUCACGCUGCUGCAGAUCAUUGAUGUGGAUGAGAAGAACCAAGUGCUGAUGACCAACGCCUGGCUGCAGCUGUACUGGACAGACAUCUACUUGAGCUGGAAUCCAGAACACUACCCCGGAGUCCAGAACCUUCGAUUCCCUUCAGACCAGAUCUGGACGCCUGACAUCCUCCUUUACAACAGUGCGGACGAGCGGUUCGACGCCACGUUCCACACCAACGUACUGGUGAAUGCGUCGGGUUACUGCCAGUACAUCCCCCCCGGCAUACUUAAGAGCACCUGUUACAUCGACGUGCGCUGGUUCCCCUUCGAUGUGCAGAAGUGUGACUUGAAAUUUGGUUCGUGGACGCACAAUGGCUGGCUUCUCGACCUGCAGAUGCUGGAUGUGGACACAUCCACUUACAUAUCCAAUGGGGAAUGGGAUCUUGUUGGUGUACCAGCCAAGCGUAAUGAACUGUACUACGAGUGCUGCAAGGAGCCCUACCCCGAUGUGACGUUUACAGUCACUAUGCGCCGCAGGACUCUAUAUUAUGGACUUAACCUGCUCAUUCCCUGUGUGCUGAUCUCUGGCUUGGCUCUGCUGGUUUUCCUUUUACCUGCAGACUCCGGAGAAAAGAUCUCUCUGGGCAUCACUGUGCUGCUGUCGCUAACUGUCUUCAUGCUUCUGGUAGCAGAGAUCAUGCCUGCCACGUCUGACUCGGUUCCUCUCAUAGCUCAGUACUUUGCCAGCACCAUGAUGAUUGUGGGAAUGUCUGUGGUGGUGACAGUUAUCGUCCUGCAAUUUCACCAUCAUGACCCUCAUGGGGGCAAGAUGCCUAAGUGGGUUCGGGUGGUUCUGUUGAAUUGGUGUGCCUGGUUUCUCCGCAUGAAACAACCUGGUGAUGAGCGCAAGCGGCCUGGUUACAAGUACCGUCACACCACCCACCACCACUCCAGCACCAGCUCCAUAGAGAUGGGCACGGUACCGAGCCUCACUGUGCCCCUGUCACAGACGUCAUGCCCGCCCUGCCCCACAGGCACCUCCAACGGUUCCAUGAGCCUCUACUUUGGCAAUUACCACCCCAUAGAAAACCCACACUGCCCACCAUCCAGCGACUCCGGGGUGGCACUAGGGGGACGCGUCCACGGUUCCCCCAGUGAUGACGCCGAGCCACCUGGAGGGGUUGGCAGUGGCGUUGCAAGUCUGGGGAUGGGAGUUGGAGCUGGGAUGGGGGUAAGCAUUCCCCCGCCAGAGAUCCAACGCAUCUUGGAGGAGGUGUCGUACAUAGCGCAGAGGUUCCGGGACCAGGAUGAGGCCGAGGCCAUCUGCAGCGAGUGGAAGUUCGCAGCGGCGGUGGUGGACCGGCUGUGUCUGGUUGCCUUCUCCCUCUUUUCCAUCAUCUGCACCUUCACCAUCCUCAUGUCGGCUCCCAACUUCAUAGAGGCUGUUUCCAAGGACUUCACAUAA
Stegastes partitus (bicolor damselfish) is the source of this 1629-nucleotide messenger RNA. RefSeq names its product neuronal acetylcholine receptor subunit alpha-7-like. The record is from RefSeq and is a predicted model, not a curated record. Gene Ontology annotation, biological process: monoatomic ion transmembrane transport. The coding region runs from base 1 to 1629 and encodes 542 amino acids. NCBI's taxonomy places the organism in Eukaryota, Metazoa, Chordata, Actinopteri, Pomacentridae. Gene Ontology annotation, cellular component: postsynaptic membrane. Gene Ontology annotation, molecular function: acetylcholine-gated monoatomic cation-selective channel activity; transmembrane signaling receptor activity. The transcript is spliced from 9 exons.